Molecule: messenger RNA, 472 nt
Organism: Alnus glutinosa
Lineage: Eukaryota; Viridiplantae; Streptophyta; Magnoliopsida; Fagales; Betulaceae
Product: protein transport protein YOS1-like
Exons: 2
Coding region: 177-410 (77 amino acids)
Biological process (GO): endoplasmic reticulum to Golgi vesicle-mediated transport
Cellular component (GO): COPII-coated ER to Golgi transport vesicle; Golgi membrane; endoplasmic reticulum membrane
Source: RefSeq, a predicted model, not a curated record
UUCCGAGAAGGGAAAGGCAUUCCUUCUUACAUCCUUGUUCCUCUUCGGUCUCCCUGUUUUCUGUUGUUGUAGAAAUCAGCAAGGUCAAGGGGUCAAGCCUCAACGCCUUUGCCGGGGAGAGUUGUCGUUUUCUGGGUCCAAUAUAUUCCUUCGCUGGUUGUUUCUUGUCACCGAAAAUGGGUUUCUGGACUUUCCUUGAAGCCUUUCUUCUUUUUGCAAACUCAUUGGCAAUACUGAACGAGGAUCGGUUUCUUGCUCCAAGCGGAUGGACCUUGAUAGAAAUUCAAAGAGAUGCGAGGAAUUCACUUAAAGGGCAGAUCAUAGGGCUCAUACACGCAUGCCAGUUCUUGAGACUGCCCCUCAUAAUUUUGAAUAUCGUCAUUAUUGUUCUAAAGCUAUUCAGUGGGUAAGGUUGAUAAGAUUGCUCGCUUGUGACAUAUAUUUAUCUCUGCACAUAGUGAAUUAUUGCCUA